AUGGCUGCUGAAUCUGAUGUCCUGCACUUCCAAUUUGAGCAGCAAGGUGAUGCUGUCCUACAGAAAAUGAACCUCUUGAGACAGCAGAAUUUAUUUUGCGAUGUAUCCAUCUAUAUCAAUGACACGGAAUUCCAGGGACACAAGGUGAUUUUUGCUGCUUGCUCUACUUUCAUGAGAGAUCAGUUUUUACUCAACCAGUCAAAGCAGGUCAGAAUCACCAUCUUGCAGAGUGCAGAGAUUGGCAGAAAGUUAUUACUCUCUUGUUACACUGGUGCACUGGAGGUAAAAAGGAAAGAGCUUUUGAAAUAUUUGACUGCUGCAAGUUACCUUCAGAUGGUACAUAUAGUGGAGAAGUGCACAGAAGCUUUGUCUAAGUAUUUGGAAAUAGAUUCUUCAAUGAAGAACAACAGUCAGAGUGCUGAGAUAUGCCAUUCUUCUUAUCCAGAACUAAAGGAUGAAGAUGAAAAUUUAGAUAGAGACUGUGAAAUAAUUGAGAUUUCUGAAGAUAGCCCUGUAAACUUGGAUAUCGACGUUAAGCAAGAAAAAGAUAAUGCUUUGCAACCGACUAUACAGGGCUUGUUAUUAGACAAAAAAGAUAUGAAAGCAUCAGAGAUUUCAGCAGUUGAAAUAGGGUAUAAAGAUGAUGAAAUUUGCAUCUUCAGAAUGGAUUCCAUCAAUGUGCCUACUGUAGAAAGUGAACAGUUUUCACAGCCUUGUACCUCUUCUAAAACAAACAUAUAUUUCCCAGAAACACAGCAUUCACUGAUUAAUUCUACAGUGGAAAGCAGGAUGACAGAAGUCCCUGGGAAUCAUUUUCAGGGAUUUAUUGGUGAAAGUACAGAAGGGAACAUUGGUAUAACAAAUGGACUUCAAAGUUUAGAAGAGGGUUAUUCCUGGAGGCACCAGUGCCCCAAGUGUCCGCGAGGAUUUCUUCAUCUUGAAAAUUAUCUGCGCCAUCUGAAAAUGCACAAACUGUUCUUGUGUUUGCAAUGUGGAAAAACAUUUACACAGAAGAAAAAUCUUAACCGGCAUAUCCGAGGACACAUGGGCAUACGACCAUUUCAGUGUUCUGUGUGUUUAAAGACAUUUACUGCUAAGAGCACUCUUCAGGACCACUUGAACAUUCACAGUGGAGACCGGCCCUAUAAGUGCCAUUGUUGUGACAUGGACUUUAAGCACAAAUCUGCCCUCAAAAAGCACUUGACCUCUGUUCAUGGGAGAAGUAGUGGGGAAAGGGCAAACCUUGAUGUCAUCACAAAAGUCAAAAUAGACUAUGAUUAA
Gracilinanus agilis (Agile Gracile Mouse Opossum) is the source of this 1281-nucleotide messenger RNA. It is a transcript of the gene ZBTB6, whose product is annotated as zinc finger and BTB domain containing 6. The coding region runs from base 1 to 1281 and encodes 426 amino acids. Gene Ontology annotation, molecular function: DNA-binding transcription factor activity, RNA polymerase II-specific; RNA polymerase II cis-regulatory region sequence-specific DNA binding; protein binding. The record is from RefSeq and is a predicted model, not a curated record. Gene Ontology annotation, biological process: regulation of transcription by RNA polymerase II. Lineage: Eukaryota; Metazoa; Chordata; Mammalia; Didelphimorphia; Didelphidae. The transcript has a single exon.